Rotaria sp. Silwood1 is the source of this 438-nucleotide messenger RNA. The record is from the annotation of a GenBank genome assembly. Lineage: Eukaryota; Metazoa; Rotifera; Eurotatoria; Philodinida; Philodinidae.
AUGUCAUCAUCUUAUCAAAUAUAUCGUUCAACAACUAUUGGUUUAGCUCUUGAUGAUACUCUUCAAGAACUUGUUCAUCGUCAAAUCCUUACUUCUGCUCUUGUUCCUUAUAUUCUUAAUGUUUUUGAUGAAAUAAUCAAUGAGAAAUUGACUUAUCGAUCAAUAAAAGGAAAAAAAGAAGUCUGUCUUGUGUUCAAAGGUCAUCUUUUGUCGUAUAGAUCAUGUGAUCAAGUAUGGACAUUACUCUUCGAUUCAUUAAUAUUCACGUCAAAUACAGAUCCAUUAUGGAAACUAUGUUUAACUAGUCAACAUGAUAAAAUAAAAAUAAUCACUUGUCCAAUUAAAAAAUCAACUUUAUUUAAUACUGAACAAAUAACAAAACAUGAAAAUGAUCUUGAGAUUAAAUCAAAAUCUUACAAAAAAUAUAAAUCUACAUAA